Messenger RNA from Eutrema salsugineum, 1424 nucleotides. RefSeq names its product LAG1 longevity assurance homolog 3. Gene Ontology annotation, cellular component: membrane; endoplasmic reticulum. Lineage: Eukaryota; Viridiplantae; Streptophyta; Magnoliopsida; Brassicales; Brassicaceae. Bases 340 to 1266 code for a protein of 308 amino acids. The record is from RefSeq and is a predicted model, not a curated record. Gene Ontology annotation, molecular function: sphingosine N-acyltransferase activity. Gene Ontology annotation, biological process: ceramide biosynthetic process. The transcript is spliced from 6 exons.
UAAUCACAAGUUGUCAUCUUUGAGAGUGGUGGAGACUCUAAACGAAUCAGAAGUUUCGAGGAAGAAAAGAUUCAGCUUUGAAGAAUAACUAGCAUAAUUUUUCUUAGAGCAAUUUGAUCCAAGUCUUUUGAAUUCAUGGUUGGUGAGAAUCAACCAAAUUGGGAGUUGGAGUUGUACUUCAACUUGCAUUUAAGCUCCCACUGAUCCAAUAAAGGAGAUCCCUUUUUUUUAUCUCCAGAAAUACAGAGGAAGAAGAAACUCGACAAGUUUUUCUCUAUGUACAUUUUCUGGUUGUUUAUCUGAGAAAAUCGGUUUGAAGUGAGGGAAAAAAAUUCGGAGAUGGGUUUGUUCGAAUCGGUGAAAUCGAUUAAUUGGGAACUCGAAUCGCCUCCGGUUUACCAGGAUUUUCGUGUUCUUCCUCUCUUCGCAGUGUUCUUCCCUUCGAUUCGAUUUCUCCUCGAUAGAUUCGUCUUCGAGAAAUUGGCGAAACAUUUGAUCUAUGGAAAACAGAGACAGAAUAUCGGAGAUGAUGCAACUGAGAGAAAGAAGAAAAUCAGAAAAUUCAAAGAAUCGGCCUGGAAGUGUGUUUACUAUCUGUCAGCUGAGAUUCUUGCUCUAUCUGUGACUUACAAUGAACCAUGGUUUAUGAACACUAAAUACUUUUGGGUUGGCCCUGGAGAUCAGUCUUGGCCUGAUCAACAAACCAAGUUAAAGUUGAAGCUUUUGUAUAUGUUUGCGGCUGGGUUCUAUACAUACUCCAUCUUUGCUCUGAUAUUCUGGGAAACGAGGCGUUCUGAUUUUGGAGUUUCAAUGGGUCAUCAUAUCGCAACUCUUAUUCUUAUUGUCCUCUCAUACGUGUGUAGCUUCUCACGUGUUGGUUCUGUUGUUCUGGCACUUCACGAUGCAAGUGAUGUGUUUCUUGAAGUCGGGAAAAUGUCUAAAUAUAGUGGAGCUGAAGCAAUCGCAAGCUUUUCUUUCAUUCUUUUUGUCAUGUCUUGGAUCAUUCUCCGACUUAUUUACUAUCCCUUUUGGAUCCUAUGGAGCACAAGCUAUGAAGUAGUUUUGGAACUGGAAAAAGAUAAGCACCCUGUCGACGGACCAAUUUACUACUAUAUGUUCAACACACUUCUCUAUUGCUUGCUUGUUCUUCACAUUUAUUGGUGGGUUCUGAUGUAUCGGAUGCUUGUGAAACAAAUACAAGAUAGAGGCAAGCUUAGCGAAGAUGUUAGAUCCGAUUCUGAAGGUGAAGAUGAGCACCAAGAUUGAUUGGUCACGCUGUAUUCUCUUGACAAUACCAGAUUUUUUUUUUUGUUUUUUGUAUUUAAUCUGGAACAAAUUCAAUAUCUGAAUCUAUCAAAGAGAAAUUUGUUGUAGAUUGAACAAAUUCGAUAUCUGUAUUUUUGUUUUUAAAAUCUGAAUCACAA